Molecule: messenger RNA, 2376 nt
Organism: Salvia miltiorrhiza (redroot sage)
Lineage: Eukaryota; Viridiplantae; Streptophyta; Magnoliopsida; Lamiales; Lamiaceae
Product: heat shock cognate 70 kDa protein 2-like
Exons: 2
Coding region: 316-2271 (651 amino acids)
Biological process (GO): protein refolding; cellular response to unfolded protein
Cellular component (GO): cytoplasm
Molecular function (GO): heat shock protein binding; ATP binding; ATP-dependent protein folding chaperone
Source: RefSeq, a predicted model, not a curated record
AAUAAAAGGGUCUAGAAGAGCAAAGGCUUAUAGGAGAAGUUUUGAGAGAGAAAAGAAAUCGCUGGAACUAACCAGAACACAACAUACGUCGCCCAGCUUCUCUGUAUAUGCAUACACGCGCCAACAUACAAGAACUCUCUAGACUACUUUCAUCUGCACUAUUUAUACACCCUUCCUCCUACACUACCACCAUAAUUCAAUCCGUGAAGUUUCACAGAGCUUAAAAUUCAUCUACAUCAAACAAAUUUCAAAUUCGAGAUAGAGAGAGUUUCUGUUUGUCGAUUGACUAGCUGCUGCAGCUGCUGCUGUUAGAAUAUGGCUGGAAAAGGCGAAGGACCGGCGAUCGGAAUCGAUUUAGGAACGACCUACUCGUGCGUGGGGGUGUGGCAGCACGACCGCGUCGAGAUCAUCGCCAAUGAUCAGGGGAACCGCACCACGCCGUCGUACGUGGCUUUCACCGACACCGAGCGCCUCAUCGGCGAUGCAGCGAAGAAUCAGGUCGCCAUGAACCCUACCAACACUGUUUUCGAUGCGAAACGGUUGAUCGGUAGAAGAUUCAGCGAUCCUUCCGUCCAGAGCGACAUGAAGCUAUGGCCGUUCAAGGUCAUUCCCGGCCCGGCCGACAAGCCGAUGAUCAUCGUCAACUACAAGGGCGAAGAGAAGCAGUUCGCCGCCGAGGAGAUCUCCUCCAUGGUCCUCAUCAAGAUGAGGGAGAUAGCGGAGGCGUACCUCGGCGCCUCCAUCAAGAACGCCGUCGUGACGGUGCCUGCCUACUUCAACGACUCCCAGCGCCAAGCCACCAAGGACGCCGGCGUCAUUGCCGGCCUCAACGUCAUGCGCAUCAUCAACGAGCCGACCGCGGCCGCCAUCGCCUACGGGCUCGACAAGAAGGCGAGCUCCGCAGGGGAGAAGAACGUGCUCAUUUUCGACCUUGGCGGCGGCACCUUCGACGUCUCCCUCCUCACGAUCGAGGAGGGCAUCUUCGAGGUCAAGGCGACUGCCGGCGACACCCAUCUCGGCGGCGAGGAUUUCGAUAACAGGAUGGUGAAUCACUUCGUGCAGGAGUUCAAGAGGAAGCACAAGAAGGAUAUUGGUAACAAUCCGAGGGCUCUGAGGAGGCUGCGCACCGCCUGCGAGCGGGCGAAGAGGACGCUGUCGUCGACGGCGCAGACGACGAUCGAGAUCGAUUCGCUUUACGAGGGCGUCGAUUUCUACUCCACCAUAACUCGAGCUAGGUUCGAGGAGCUAUGCAUGGACAUGUUUAGGAAGUGUAUGGAGCCGGUGGAGAAGUGCUUGAGGGAUGCUAAGAUGGAUAAGAGCAGCGUCGACGACGUCGUCUUAGUCGGCGGCUCGACGAGGAUUCCGAAGGUGCAGCAGCUGCUGCAGGAUUUCUUCAACGGGAAGGAGCUCUGCAAGAGCAUCAACCCCGACGAGGCCGUGGCGUAUGGCGCCGCGGUGCAGGCGGCGAUCCUGAGCGGGGAAGGGAACCAGAAGGUGCAGGACCUUCUCCUCCUCGACGUGACGCCGCUCUCGUUGGGGCUCGAGACGGCCGGAGGCGUGAUGACGGUCCUCAUUCCGAGGAACACGACGAUCCCGACGAAGAAGGAGCAGAUUUUCUCGACAUACUCGGACAACCAGCCCGGCGUCCUGAUUCAAGUAUACGAGGGAGAACGAACCAGAACAAGAGACAACAACUUGCUCGGGAAAUUCGAGCUCUCCGGGAUCCCCCCGGCGCCCCGGGGCGUGCCUCAGAUCAGCGUUUGCUUCGACAUCGACGCAAACGGGAUCUUGAACGUGUCGGCCGAGGACAAGACGACGGGGCAGAAGAACAAGAUCACGAUCACGAACGACAAGGGGCGGCUGUCGAAGGAGGAGAUCGAGAAGAUGGUGGAGGAGGCGGAGCGGUACAAGGCGGAGGACGAGGAGCACAAGAGGAAGGUGGAGGCGAAGAACGCGCUCGAGAACUACGCGUACAACAUGAGGAACACGAUCAAGGAUGAGAAGAUCGCGGCGAAGCUGGCGGCGGAGGACAAGAAGAAGAUAGAGGAGGCCAUCGAAGCCGCUAUUCAAUGGCUGGAGGGGAACCAGCUCGCGGAGACGGAUGAGUUUGAGGAUAAGAUGAAGGAGCUGGAGAACCUCUGCAACCCCAUCAUCGCCAAGAUGUACGGCGCCGGCGGCGCUGCCGAUGGCAUGGAUCAAGAUGCGCCGGCUGCUGGCGGUGGCGGUGGCAGCAGCGGCGGUGCUGGCCCCAAGAUUGAGGAAGUGGAUUAAGCUUUUGACCAUGCGUGUGUUGGUGUUUUUGUGGAGUGUUGGUAGCGACAUCGAAACUUUCGAAACUAAGUAGUAGUAUUUCUAGUAUUUCUAUUUUCCUGUUUA